AUACACAUGUUGAAAAAUCAAUACAAUCUUUCAGUCUUUCUGCUACUAAAUUUGAGAGCUUUAAAACUUAAUAAUGCAGUGAAGGGUGUUUGUGUCUUUUGAGAAAAAGUGACACACUCCCUCUAACUUUUUCUCUCCAAAUCCAUAGAAUCUGUUGCUUUCUUUUGUUUUUGAUUUUGGGUGAAACCAAACGGACCCAUAUAGCCACACAACCACCCAAAGAAACCCCGUUUCUCUCUUCUUAUAAAACCCCAUUUUUCGUUCCUCUUUUCCCGCUUCCUCUCCAACAACAAUAAACAACAAAACGUUUGACAUUGUUCACAUCACAUGGCUUCCACCGCCGCCACCACCACCUACGCCUCCGACCCCACAACCCCUAACACCACCUUCGUCCAAGCAGACCCAUCCAACUUCCGCGCCGUCGUCCAGAAACUCACCGGGGCCUCCGACGACCCCGCCGCCCCAAAACUGCCCCUCACUCUUCCCUCGCGGCUGGCGGCCCAAUCUCCCCUGGUCGGCCCAAAAAGGCCCAACUUCAAGCUCCACGAGCGCCGCAACGCCGCCGCCAAGAACCUGGACCUCCCCGUGCUCAUGGUCUCCUCCAACAACGUGUCCCUACUCCGAAACAGAACAUGCGAGAACCUCGUCAUGGCCUCACCCGUUUCCCCACUGGAGAUGAUGCUGGCGCGUGGGAGCCCACGCACGCCGCACGAGGAAGAAGAAGAGAGAGCGAUUGCGGAAAAAGGAUUCUACUUGCACCCUUCUCCUCUCUCCACCCCCAGAGCCUCUCAACCUCCUGAGCUAUUGCCACUCUUCCCUUUGCAUUCUCCCACCGCCACCGCCACCGCCGCCACCUCCACCACACACCACAACCACCGCCGCCACCACCUCAAUUAACCAUUUUUUUUUUUAAUUUUGAUGGUGGGAUCAAUGAAUGAACGAUUUAAGCAAUUGCCAUUUGAUUGUUUAAUGUUACGUUGGAUAGGUGUAUGUAUAAACGUAUGUAUGUACGAGUAUGGUGUGUGGUGUAUUGUAUGUAUGUACGUAUGCGUGAAUGUAUAGGUGGUAGCGUGAAGAAACUUUGGUUGGGUACGUAGUUUAGACGCUGAUACUGUUUCUUAAUGCACUUUCUUUUUCCUUUUUAA
This is a messenger RNA of Vigna angularis (adzuki bean), 1145 nucleotides long. RefSeq names its product VQ motif-containing protein 11. The record is from RefSeq and is a predicted model, not a curated record. The transcript has a single exon. The coding region runs from base 328 to 897 and encodes 189 amino acids. NCBI's taxonomy places the organism in Eukaryota, Viridiplantae, Streptophyta, Magnoliopsida, Fabales, Fabaceae.